GUACGGUGAUCAUACAAAGUACGUUUUCAUGGAGGAUAGCUAUUUCUGCUUCAGAUACAAAAUACAGAAAGGUGAACAAUUUAAUCAAAACUUACCACGUUUAUUCGACGCUGACCACCCGCGGAGCUCCAGUCUGCCCCCGGGCGGCCCCCGAAGAAUGGCGCUCGUUAAAAAUUCAUCCUCUGGGUCCGGGCGGCGGUCACUUUCAGCCUCAUUUCCUUCACUAGAGCCGGCUUAAACCUCCUGGGUGGAAGCGUCGCCAUUGUCGGAUCCAUCCCGGAAGCAUGGCAGGUGUCACGUGACCAGGGAACUCCAGUGACGCCAGUAAAAAGGAAGCUUCAUGGAGACCAAGUUCAGGCUGUGUAGACGUGCUGUGGCAAGGUGGAUGUGUCCUCACACAGAUACUAAAGAGACCCAGCAUAAACUCACCUAGGCAUAUCUAAAGCCUCUUUUAAAGUGUUUCAUCCUAAAGAGGGCAUGCUGUGCUCCUAUAGCUAACUUGCAAAGAUGCCUGGAAAGAAAGACACCAAAAAGGACGCAAAGAAAGGUGGAAAACAAGAACCUGAAAAGAAGAAAGAAGAAGAAAAGAAAGGGAAGGAAGACAAGAAAGGUGGUAAGGAUGACAAGAAAACUGCCAAAGAUGAUAAGAAAGGAGGAAAGGAUGACAAGAAAGUAGGGAAAGAUGAUAAAAAGGGAGGGAAGGAUGAUAAGAAAGGAGGAAAGGUUGAUAAGAAGGGAGGUAAAGAUGACAAGAAGGGUGGGAAGGAUGAUAAGAAAGGAGGGAAAGACGAUGGAAAGAAGGGAAAAGACAAAGGAAAGGGGAAGAAAGUGGAGUCAGAGGAGGAAGAGGAGGAGCUCCUUAGUGAGGAAGAGGAGGAUGAGUUAAGUGAAGAAGAUGAGGAAGAAGAAGAUGAGGGGGACUCAGAGGACUAUGGAAGAGGGAGAGGGCGAGGAGCCCGUCAGGAAAAGGGUAAACGAGGGGAGAAGUCCAGGCGGGACGAAGACGAGGAAGAAGACGAGGAGUAUGAAGAGGAGGAAGACGAGGAGGAUGAAGAUGAAGAUUACGAGAAGUCCAAAAAGAAAUCAAAAGAUGACCAUCACCGCCAUAAAGAAGGGCGGUCAGAUGCUAACCCCAAAAAGAAGAAAGCAAAGGAGAAAGAGGAAGCCGCACCAAUACCUGUUAAGGAGAUCCCAAAGAAAGGCCUGAAGAACAUGUCCAGGAUGUUCAUGAAGUUCUCCGGCUUCAAGAGGCGGCGAAACAGUAGGAAGAAGCUGAAAAGCACAUCACGGCUGUUUCUCGGUCUGGGGAAGAGAAGAAACCGACUGGCUAAGAAGAAACGCCGCAAGUCCAUGCUGAAGAACACGUCUCGCUUCAUGAUGCGGUUCAAAGUCAGCAAAAAGAGAAAGAAAGAGGCCAAGGAGAAGGCGGAAAAAGGUGGGAAAAAGCCCUCCUACAUGCUGCUCCGCCUGGGCGGAGGGGGGAACUCGUCCGAUAAGAAGGGCGGAUUUUUCAAAGGCUUAUUUGGCAAGAAAAAUGGCGAUGGCCCUACUGCCGGGUUCAAGAAAGGAAGUGUGCUUCUUGGUAGAGUUGCCGCGGCAACUAAUUGGCUGACCAAACGUUUUCAGUCCGCAAAGAUGCGAGGCCAUGCGGGGCACCACGACUGGGGAGGUCACAGAGGGCAAAGCCGCCAGCGUCACCUCCAUGGAUACCAUAAUAACGGUUACGAGCACUGGGAGGAGGCGCAUGGAUAUGAUCAACAACAUCCACUCCACCAAACAGGUUAUGGUUAUGGUGACGAAGUAGCUUACACAAGCCAAGAUCCAUACGGUUACUACGACAGAGGAGCAGCCGGAGACUAUCAAGACUUGGGCUACUAUGAAGAAGAUGGUAUUUAUGACCCCAAUGCAGAAUAUUACCCGCAAGAGCUCUAUAAUGAGGAAGCAGGGGACUACUAUGACCCCUAUCUUGCUGGACAAGAGUACUGUGACAGCCAGGAAGUAGAUUACUAUGGCUACCAGCAACAACAAGCAAUGCCUAUGUAUGAAUAUGAGGGCCUAGACUACUAUGCACCAAUGGGUCAGGAUCCUAUGUACACGGUUGAUGUGAUUCCUCAGGUUUAUUACGAUGAAACUGGACAAGGAGUUGUUUAUGGCAAUGGGCAAGGGGAUUAUUAUGACAAUGGCCAGGUCUAUGCAGCAUCUAUGGAAAUGCUAGAUGGAGCGCUACAAAACUACCAAACUAGCUAUAAUGUUGUGGGUAUGCCCUACCAAGACUCUCAGCAGAUCACAGGUUAUCCUUCUGAAGGCCAGCAGGUGUUGGGCUUUGGAGGGCCAACAAUGGACGCACAAGGCCUCUAUGGGGAGCAGUAUGCAGACCAGAUGGAUCAAUAUGUGGGUGAUACUGGUGGGAUACAAGGGGGAGAGACAUUUAGAGUUCCCAGACCUCAAGUGCGUUUAUUUGGGAAAGAGCGCCUUGAUGUGCCACUUCCCCCUCCUCCUAACCUGCCACCAGAUCCUGAAUUUGAAGACAUGUCAGAUAUCCAAUAUGAAGACCAGAUACCCCUGGCUCCAGGUUACCCCACUACAAUGGUGCCAGUUGAGCAACAAAUGUCAAUGUUCCCGCAACAAAUUAUCAUGUCUCCACAAGAGCAGAUGAGUAUGUCCUCUCAACAGCAAAUGAUAACGUUGCCAUUGAUGACACCACAGCAGCAAAUGUUUGAAGAACAAAUUAUGAUGCCCCAAAUGGUAAUACCGCAGAUCAUGUCGCCACAACAGUUCCCACAGCAAGGGAUGUUGCCACACCAAUCAGGGAUGUUACCGCAAAUGAUGAUCCCCCAAACAAUGUCAGCAGAACAGCAGAACAUGUCACAGAAACCAGUAAUGUCGCCUCAGAUGAUGAUUCCCCAAACAAUGAUGUCAGCAGAACAGCAGAUGAUGUCACAACAGCCGCUGAUGUCGCCACAAAUGAUGAUUCCCCAAACAAUGAUGUCAGCAGAACAGCAGAUGAUGUCACAACAGCCGCUGAUGUCGCCACAAAUGAUGAUUCCCCAAACAAGGAUAUCAACAGAACAGCAGAUGAUGUCACAAAACACAGUGACAGACCCAUUGAUGAUUUCACAACAGCAGCAGGCUUUUGGGCCUCCAUCAAUCCCCACACCCACUGCAAUGAUUAUAAAGCAAGCAAGCAUGUCCCCCUUUCCUGCCCGUCGCUUACAACCCUCUCCAAGUUUAUCACGACGCUCUGUCAUCAUUCCAUCCCCUCAGGUGCUACAUCAUCCCAAUGCUAUGACUUCACCGGUACCCCCCCCACUCCUGCCGUUGAGACAAAUCCCAUCUCCACAUUCAGCCAUGACGAGUGGUGUCAUGAAUACCCAAAGACCCCCCUCUGUCAUUUCAAGACAGAUCUCACCUCCCACUUCCCCUCUUGUUAGUCAAAGAAUGCAACUUCAGUCGCCGCUGGCUAGAGAACCGUCACCAUAUUAUUCUCCCCGCACCUCAGUGAUUCGGCGUAGCCCUCCACCCUCACAAAGAGCCUCAAUGAUACAGCGUUCACCGCCCUCCUCGCCCCGUGCCUCCAUGAGAAGGGGAAGUCCCCCACCAUCAUCCACUCCUGCCCAAAGUCCAUUUGGAGGGAGAAGGAUGAAUAGGUCACCGUCACCUGGUCAUGUAUCCCCAGCUUUCUCUCCUCAACUCAGACAACAAUCUCCCACUCCAUCUCGCCGAAGUUUGUCCCCUGAAGUGUCUCGACCCUCAGCAUCAUCUCCGACUCUCUCCCGUCGCUCCACUCGGCUGCUCAGGGACCCCACGCCGUUAACCAGACCCAGGAUGGGGGGCAAUGUUCCACUUGGUACUGUUAGACCCUCACCUAUGGGUCUAAGAGGGCGUCCAGUACCCCCGCCUACCCAGAAUACUCCUCUCACCACUCCUCUCCCUUCCAGUCGCCUCACAUGA
Entelurus aequoreus (snake pipefish) is the source of this 3951-nucleotide messenger RNA. RefSeq names its product unconventional myosin-XV-like. The transcript is spliced from 6 exons. Gene Ontology annotation, cellular component: RSF complex. The record is from RefSeq and is a predicted model, not a curated record. The coding region runs from base 508 to 3951 and encodes 1147 amino acids. NCBI's taxonomy places the organism in Eukaryota, Metazoa, Chordata, Actinopteri, Syngnathiformes, Syngnathidae. Gene Ontology annotation, biological process: regulation of DNA-templated transcription.